Molecule: messenger RNA, 957 nt
Organism: Miscanthus lutarioriparius
Lineage: Eukaryota; Viridiplantae; Streptophyta; Magnoliopsida; Poales; Poaceae
Source: the annotation of a GenBank genome assembly
AUGGCCAAACUCCUCUUGAUCGAGGAGGAAUGGGCGGCGAAACACAAGAGCCGUGCUGAUCCGGACUCGUCAUUUGGGUCUAGAAGCAACGGCCGUGGCCGCUACGUCAAGAAAGACAGGUCUGGGGCACGCGCCGGCGGUGAAGGGCGUGACUCCGGUACAAAACUCACGUCGAUGGGUACACCACGACGGAAGGGAAGGUGUCGUAAGUGUAACAUCUAUGGGCACUUCGUGAAGGAGUGCAAGACGAAGCCACAAGGUGAGGAGCGGCAGGAAGCUGCACACCAUGCGAAUGCUGAUCAAGAAGGCGCCCUGCUGGAACACGUGUUCCCGACGGAAUAUAACGAAGGCACAUGGGUACUUGACAUGGGCGCCAUGAAUCAUAUGACUGGGUGUCGUGCCUUGAUGGCAACUCUGGACGAGUCGGUUCGGGGUGCAGUGAGAUUCGGUGACGGAUCGACGAUGGAGAUUCACGACAUUGGAGCUGUAGCCAUUGCCGAAAAGAACAACGAUCAUCGGGUGCUCACGGAGGUAUAUUUCAUCCCAUCCCUAAAGUGCAAUAUUAUUAGUCAUGGUCAACUUGAAGAAGGGGGGUGUCGUGUCGAGGUGGACCAUGGUGUCAUGACGGUGUUUGAGAGACGCCAGGUUGAUGGCAACAAGCUCAGUGUGUUGAUCCGUGCUGAGAGGAAGAAUAGGUUGUACAUCAUGAGGCUGAACCUGUCAGGGCCAGUUGCCGAUUCUAAAAAUGGAGCCACUGAACCAACUUCGCCUGCAGCUUCAAUUCCAUUAGGUGGAGGAGCGUCUACGGCAUCACCAUACACGCCUAGAUCAUCUGUGGGAUCAAUACCGCAAAUACAGUGGGCUACACCACCGUCAGAUGCAUCUGAAGGAACAGAUGAAGCACCGAGGAGAUACAGGACUUUACCUAACCUGUUCGACAGUACUGAUGAGGUUUAG